GGAUAAGAAAAGUUUGGGUAUUAAUGGAUCAGCAGAUAGGACACAACAUCUAUAGAUCCAUAAUUUCCCUUUCAUCUCCCAAAGAUAACUCUUUAAUUUCAUAUACUGUGGCGUUAUUUCAAUUAGUUAAAAAAAAAACAUAAACAAGACAAAACAAGGUGAAAAAAAUAAAUUGUAAAUGGCCUCCGCUGAUAAUAAUGGCGUUUUGUCUGAUUGUGAAGACCAACUGGUUAUGAUUUGUUCAUCAUCAAUUUUCCAUUUCUCUUCCAAUAACAAGAAGUUGUUUGCCCAUGACAGUUCAAUAGGAGCAGUUGGUGUUUUCAGUGAUUUCUGGACUGGAGGCACCCUGCUGUCAGACAGAUUGUCUGUAAUUACAAUCCUCUCUGACUACAGCCCUGUGUAUGUGUGUGUGUGUGUGUGUGAGUGUGUGUGAGGGAGACAUAGAGGGACCAAUAUGUGCUGAAAAUCUAAGAUCUCUGAUUUCAAAGUAAAAGCUUUGCAUCUUGCUGACUGCACAGACAGACAUGUCGGCUGAAGUUGCAAUGGAUACAUCAAAAUUUCAUUUUUGUUUGGCAGCCAUCAGCUUUCUUCUUCCUUUACGUUCACUGAUACGACUCUAACUGCAGGAACAUUUCAGUUACAGGUAAAGUGUCUAUGAUAACUAAAUCUUCUGCUCAGUCUUGUUAAAAAUCACCCCCAUAAGUUAAAAGAAAAAAUCAUUAAAAUUUCAAAUUAGCAUGCUCUUCCUCUCCAGGUCAGGUUCAGCAUGCAUGAGAACAUCACUUGUCUCACCACCAUCUUAGCCUCACCAUAGCAACCCCCCUCCUUCUCCCACACACACACACACACUCAUUCUUAAGCAGGCUUUUCGUUCUAUCCUUAGCCUUCUCCCCUCCUGUCUUCUCAUUUCUCCUCUCUCCACCCGCCCCCUCCCUCCUCCGUGUGCCCGAUUACUGACUGCCAUUUUACCCUGAGAGCUGUGGAGCCCAGGGGCUCUGCUGUAGCUACAUCCUAGUGUAUGACUCAGGCUGCAGAGGAGAUAGCCGCCACCACACACACACACACACUCACACACACACACACACACAUAUACAUAUAUCACACACAUAGUGCUAACUCCUGGUCCGACUCGCCCGGUCGGACCCUGUGCGGAUAGAAACAGCUCCCUUCAAGCUUUUUCACAUCUCUUUGGACCAUGUUUCCUGAAUAUGUGAGUAGUGUGUCUGAUAGAUGGAAGUAAACUGUUGUAAAAAUGAUUAAGUGCAUGAAUAGUGGUCAAAGUAGUGCUGGAAAUAGCUCUCAAGAUGAUUAAAUUUGUCUUAAAUUGGUAAAUAGUGGCAAAAAUGGUUCUUUGCCAUCAUGAAAAAAGGUCUGUAAUUAAAAUGUAGUGACAAUGGCUCAGUGUUAACAUAAUAUAUAGUGAUACAAUGUACUAAAAUUGAUUAUAUAGUGGUAAAAGAGAUUCUGUAUUUAUACUGUACAUAGUAUUUUUGCUAUUACCUCUUGUUGCCUAUUCAUUGUUUGGGCUCAAGAAAAAAUGACAAAUAUUUGUUCCAGCUUCUCAAAUGUGAGAAUUUGCUGCCUUGUUUGUCAUUUUAUGACUGUACUGUAUAUAUUCUUGCAUAUCAGUGCUAAAUACAUCUCCUUAGUCUCAAAUAUUUUAUACAUCAAUUAAACUGCAGAUUAAAUGACAAUAAUAAUCGUUAGUUGCAGCCUUGCUAUAAGGUUGUAGUCCCUUAAAUCUUCAGAAGUGUUAACAAGAAGACCAUAGAUUUUGCUAAUAAUACUGUAACUGAAUGUGCAUGAAAGGAGAACUGUGUAUAUGCUGAGGUGUACGUAACUGUGACCUUACUCAACGUUGGAUUAAGUUGCCUAUUUGGGCAUCAGCAGGGAAAAUAACUCAGGGCUCAGUAAAUCCUAAAUCCUGAAUGUUAAAGUACAGACCUUCUUUAAGUCCUGAAACAAACUACAUUUCCCUUCAUUGCUCUUUUGCUGGUGUUUUGUAAUUAACUAAUUAACUUAAUUAACUUAAUAAAUAAAUAAAUAGCUCUAUCUCCUCCACCAACCCUGUUCUCCUAGUUCAAAUGUAUUAUUAUCAGUUUGAGGGGGACUAUUUGUUUGCGGUGCAUCACCUGGGAAACCAAUGUUGUUGCUGCCUUAGCUGAUUUAGAAAUCAUAUAGUUAACAUGCAGUCAAGUGCACUAAUUGUGUAGGUAACAUGUAGUUAAAUAUUAUAUUAAAAUGCUGCAUUUCUUUCAAAAACAAAAGAAAAAGGUUGUAAGGUUGUUCAGAGUGACAGAGCUGAGGAGGGAUUAAGAAGCAGAGCAUCACGUGGGGAGUGUGUACAGCUAAGAGCAGUGAUUGGGCCCGAAGUCUAACCUCAUGGAACUUAGCAGCCUGCUAAGACUCCUGAUAACAUUCACCUGUUUUAAUAGGUUAUUGAAAGUCAUCACAUUUAACAGUCAUGAUUAAGAAGAUAAGAUAAUAAGAAGCAUGAUAAGAAGCAAUAGUCUUUACAACUAUUGUACAUUAACUGCUGUAGAUGUUAAUGUUGAUAUUGCCAGUUUACAUUAUGUGAUGAUUUUAUGCAGAAAGUUGAUACCAAUCCACAGGGUUUUUUGCCCAAAACCAUAUCCUUUCUGGUCAUUUAAACACAAGUCAAUACAGAGAAGCAACACUGAUUUGUCAGAUAUCAAACCAUUUACAUGGUAGCCUGCUGUUUUGAUUUGGAAAUGACUUUAUAUAAAGCCUUUCCCCUGUUGUAGCCAAAUUACAUAUGGAACAGCCUUAUAUGUCAGGUAGUCCUGUUAGUGGAUGUCCUGUCCUGAAUCCUCAGUCAAACCCUAACUCUAAACCAGAUUACGACUUGUGACCCUGUAAGUGCGAUUAGAAAGUGUGUGAACAGAAAAACAAAAGCUAUUUUAACACAUUCAAGAGAAAAUAAUAACUGAAUCUUUUCACAAUAUUUGCUUUUAAAGUGCACUUUUGUAUAUAUUUUAAAUUUUACAGCGACUUCAAAUUCAGUGUUCUGUGUUUGCCUGUAUACCUCAGGUGUGUGUGAAAGCACAGCAUGCAUUCGGUCCAGGCAGGGAUGUGGGACCCCAGCCCCCCAUCUAAACAUACCUCACCUCUCCCAGCACCACAUCCCUCCAACUUACGCCUCGCCCAUGUGACCACAGCCACCCCAGCAAAGAGGAUUACCUUCUACAAAAGUGGUGACAGUCAGUUUGGGGGCGUCAGGAUGGCUAUCCACAAGCGCAGCUUCAAAUGCUUUGACGCCCUGCUGGAUGACCUUUCCCAAAAGGUGCCUCUACCAUUUGGCGUACGAACUGUAACCACCCCCCGUGGCACCAACACCAUCAAACACCUGGAGCAGCUCCAGGAUGGUGGCUGCUACCUGUGCUCUGACCGACGCCAAGCUAAGCCAAUAAACAUGGAAUUGGCUAACAAACGUCCGAGCAUCUGGCACCAUCACAGCCGGAGGCCUCACCGGCCUGAAACCUCACCCACAACACCACCGGGCCAUUUGCCUUACAGGCAGCGACGGAUCCUGCUGGUGAAGAACAGUGAACCAGGGAUGAGAAGGAGCGUGGUGCUGAGCAGGAGGUCGACCAGGAGCAUGAGGGUCUUUCUGGAUGAAGUGUCUGAGGUUAUGCAGUUUCAUGUCCGCAAACUCUACACUGCAGAGGGACGCAGGAUUGACAACGUGCAGAGCCUGAUGACUUGCCCUGGUGUAUUGGUUUGUGUCGGCCGGGAAGCGUUCAGUCCAACGCUGGUAAACUUUAUCAAAAAGAGCUCAGAGGAAAAACUACCUGGUCUGGGCAACAGGUCCCCUGGUCUUGGCCCCAGGAUUCCUGGAAAUGGUGCCCGAUCUCCUGCUACUCAAGGAGCAAGAUCCUCACCUCAUGGAGCUCAGUCCAGAGCCAGCGAGUACAGUGAAGGACAUGAAAGCAAAAAAAAUGUUAACUUUGGUCUGGAAACUAAAAAGAGCAUCAUCCACCCUCGUUCUGAUUCCUCAAACCGCUCCGCCCGUUUCUCUUUGUCUUCAGAGAAAUCAUACAGCAAUGGUAUCAGUGCCUACUCCCAGGCCAGACCGGCUAUUAUGAAUGAUGACAUUGAAAAGCGUGUGCUUGUCAAUAAAGAUGGCAGCCUCUCAGUAGAGAUGAGGGUGCGUUUUCGCCUCCACAACGAUGAGACCCUACAAUGGUCCACACAAAUUAAAAAAUCCCCAUCUCUGACCAAUGACUGUUGCCCCCUGAGCCAGGUCCAGCCCCAUUACCUGCAGCAGGGCCAAUCAGAAAGCUGCUCUGAUCCUGAUUCCUGGGUCGUUGACCCAGAGGGUGUGGAUUUUUCCAGCCAACAUCUGCGGCGUGCACUGGAAGCAAACCGCUGCCCUUGCUGCUACCAGAGACAGGAGCAGCAGUACGACUUGUGGGAAAAUCCAGCACACAGCCACAAACAGCCGCUUGCUCCACCCCCGCAUCCACAUACUUCUAGCCACACCCACACUAUGAUGAGACAUACACACUCCUCUAGCUCUUCUUCAUCAUGUAAUUCCAGGAGAGUGGUGCGCUGCCGUGCACAGCUCUCCAGCUGUGGAGGUGGCUCAGGUUCAGAACAGAGCCAACUGGUCCAAGAGGAGAUGUCUGUAACAGAGCAGGUUGAGAGCAGAGUAGAGGUGGAGCAUGAUGGAGACACCCAUGUAGAGAUACACAGGGUGAGCCGGUGCUGCAGCCGCAGCGAAGUCGUCGCCAUAGAUAGCAACCUACAACCACUGAGCAGAAAGUCAGUCGAGGAUGAGCUAAUGAUGGAGGAAGAUGGAGAGCGUCCACUGUCUGCAGUCAGCAGCUCCUCACAUAUACUGCAAUCACUGAAAGAGGACCAGGAUGAUGAGGAUGAUGACCUGCCACCCAGCGCUUCACAGUGCUGUCACAGCAAUGAACCAUCACCAUCCCCACCCUCCCAGACUCACCUUAUUGACAAGCCAACAAGCAACAUCUCGGCAGGCUCCGAACACAAGAAGCAUAAGGAUGGGGAAGAGAGAGGAAGCAGGGCUGUAUCUGUAGCUUCCUCCUGUCACUGUGCAGCAGUUACUGCAAACUCAGCAGCCGAAGCAGAGGAGAGGAAUCAGGACGUGAGCAGAGCCUCAUCCAAGUCUAGCAAACCCAAGAUCCUAAACUCAGAAGAAGAGAGGGCAGCAGAUGAUGAGGAUAAAGAGAUAAAGAGAGUUGUCAGUGGCUUGUCUGGUCACUCAGCACUUUCAGCAGGCUCCCAGAAGUCAGGGGCAUCUAGUGUGUGCCCUAAAUGUGGGGGCUGCAAAAGUGGGUUCAAGUCUGAUUCCAGUAGAACAGCAUCACAGAGGUCCCAUCAUCCCCCCUCUCCAAACCCCGCCUCACCUCUCUGCAACCAAGAGAAUGCAACUAAUGGCAUUAAUGAUGAUGGCUCAGAUGACUCAGCUGUGUCCACACAAUCCAACAAGACAAAUCUCACCAACCAUGGGCGCUCCUCUGCAAUAUCAAAUGUCAUAGACAGUAGAGCAUCUAGUGCCAUGUCCAGAACAUCCAAUGCUGAGCCAGCAGUAAAAGAGGAUGAACGGGCUCCUAGUGCCACCUCAGGAACAAGCCACAGGUCCAGUAGAUCACACAAAUCUGGCUGUAAUGAUGCCACUGGUGCAACAGUUGACAGUGAGGAGAAGAGAGGCCCCAGCACCAUGUCAGCUCAGUCCAUCCUGUCUGCCAAGUCCAGAAAGUCUCACAAGUCCAACUGCAGUGGCAAAGCUGAAUCACCUGACAUGAGAAGAAGAGAGGAAGCAGAGGGAGAGAAUGAUGCAGAGAGAGCAGUCAGCUCCCUGUCAGCCAAAUCUGCUGUUUCAGCAAAGACCAGUGCUUCAGUCAAGUCUCAUAAGUUCAACUGCCCCUUAAGUAAGGUUGCUUCCCCAACUGACAAUAAAGCUGUGGAAGACAAUGACACAAACAAAAGAGCUCCAAGUAGCCUUUCUGUUAAGUCUAAUGCUUCUGCCAAAUCUGGCAAGGCAGAAAGACCUGAUAGUGCAGUAUCAGCUAAAUCAACAAAAUCAAAUGUUACAGCCAAGUCCAGCACUUCUCAUAGGUCCACAUACAGUCACUGUGCAAAAGCAUUAUCUCCAGGUGCUAAGGUAGCUGAUGAACCCAUCCAAACAACAAAACAGGAAGAAGGAACAGAGGAGGAAGAGAGAGUAGCAACUGCCAUGUCAGCCAAAUCCAAUCUGUCUGUCAAGUCCAACAAAUCCCAUAAGUCCACCAAAGCUUCAGAGACGUCACUUUCUCCCAGGUCAGAAGCAGAAGGAGAUGGAGAAGAAAGGGCAGCAAGUCAAAUGUCUGCCAGAUCAGUUAAAUCUAACAUGUCUGUUAAGUCUUCAAAGUCUAACUGUGAUGGUAAUGAAACUGUGGCUGAAGAAAAAGAAAGCAAGAUAGCUGAAGAGGAAACACAGCAGAGGCCAGAAAGUGCAUUGUCUGCUAAAUCAGAAAAAGAAGAAAGAGCAGCCAGUGCUGGGUCUUCUAGGUCUCAGAAAUCUAACUGUAAUGGCAACACAGGAGCAAGUUCUGAAAGACAAGACAAUACAGGAGUUAGUGAAAAAGCUAAGGACAGGGUUGCCAGUGCUUUAUCUGGCAAAGCAGCUUCCUCUGCUAAGUCUGACCAUACAAAGACAGACAUGGAUGGUAUGGUGGACAGAACCCCCACUGCCAUGUCGGGGAAAUCACACACUUCUUGCAAAUCCUCCAAGUCCCAGAAGUCAGAGCACACUGCAGCAUCUCCAAACAGAGAAGAGAAGCAAGAUGAAAGUCAGGAGCGGGUUGCUAGUGCCAUGUCUAUAAAGUCAAAAUCUUCUCACAAGUCAGAUUCUGGCAAGAAUCAUAAAUCAGCGUCACCAAGCCCAAAUGUUGUUACUAUCAACACACCAGAAGGAGUUGAUGAAGAGGGAAAUGAGACAACAGAGAGAGCACCAAGUGCUGCAUCAGCUAAAUCAGAAAAGUCUAAUGUUUCAUCCAAUCAUAAUGGAACAGCUGAUAUUACAGUCAUUGAAACAGCAGAUAUAGAUGAAAAGGUUUUGGAGGACAGUGCACCAAAAAAUAAAUCCCCUGAACAUUCUCUUGGCCAAACGCUCUCACCCAAGAGGACACGUUCCCCAAGGGCCCAGUCACCCAAAGCUCCAGCUGCAUCCUCCAGUAGUUCACAGUUGUUACCUGCAGAGAAAAGAGGGCCUAGUGCCUUGUCAGAUCAUUCCACAACCUCUGCUAAAUCUAGCAGGUCCAAAUGUCACUGUGGAGCAGCUUCAGCACUUGAAAAGACAAAGAAAGAAAAGGAGGAGGAGGACAAGGAUGAGGAGAAAGGGGAAGAUAAUGAGGAACUAAAAACUGUGGGGGCUUCUGAGCGGGCUGCUAGCAUCUUAUCAUCCGCUUCCAAAAGACACAGGAGGGAAUCAGGAGGCACUGAACAACCACUGAGUCGACAAUCAUCAGGGUCAGUCUCUCUUGGGUUGCCAGAAGACCAAGAAACAGCUGACUCAGACAGUGGCAAGUCCAGUGUUUCGUUUCACAUAAACAUUGAGAGUAAGGGCAGAGUGAAGACAGCAACUCCUGAUGUCCCCAAAAGCCCAGAGGAGUCUGCUAUGAAGGAAGAUGUGGAGGAGACAGGGUCCACGGUGUCUCAAAAGUCCAGGAGUAAUGAAAAUAAAAGCGCUUUGUCUCACAGUAUUCCAGCGGUCGACAUCCCUACUAUUGAAACUCCAGGAGGGGGUGAAGAUGAAGAUCAAGAAGAUGGAGGGCAAAAAAUACAAAGAGCAACCAGUGCAUUUUCAGCCAAAAGCAGCAGGUCUCACAAGUCCUCUUGUAACUGUCAAAUCAAACCAGGUGAUAUGCAUGUCAGUAAGCCUAAAGAGCAACAUGCAAGUGCACCAGGAAAUGACCAUGAAACAGAAAGUGUUAAGUCUGCUUCAACUACAAAAGCUAGCAAUGUGGAUGCCCCCAAGAGCAGAACCUCACCUGCAAUGUCAUCAGCAAGUGAUAAAGUUCAGAACAAAUCCCCUACAAGUGCCAGCACUAAAAAUGCUGAUGUAGAAAAAACACCUGUUGGAGAAUCAGCAAAUAAUGACACUGAAAACCAAAACAUCUGUCGCCCAGCAAGUAAGGUCCAAGGGGAGGAAGAUAUUGCAGAUGACAAGGCCGCCAGUGUUCACUCCAAGAGUUCACGUUGCCUCAGGCCUGAGCUAGCAGCUUCAUCUCAAUCAGGGUCAAAAACAAAAGGCUCAAAGCAAAGUAAAGGAGAGGCUUCAGUCAAGUCAGACUAUUUGAAUCCAGUCAAAGGUAACAAGACCAAAUCCAAUGCAGGAAGCAACACUGGCAGUGUCAAAAUAUCCAAUUCACAAAAGAAAGAAACACACAUAACACCCUCUAGCCCCUGCCCCUUACACAGCUCCAGACCAGGCAGCAAAGUGGAGACAUGUAGUGAAAGCAUUCUGUCUCACUCUUUGUCUGCUGCAGACCUGCUAAAGGAAACCAUGGCUGCACGUCCACAAAGCCAACAGUCAAAAGCCAGCAAAACCAGGAGUGAGAAAAGUGCCAGAGAGUGUCAGAGAAUCAGGAACAAGAAGGAUCAGAGGGAGGAACUAGAAAUGACGCCUGCCUGUCUGCCCAAUGCUUCCCCUAUUGAGGUUGUUAGCGAUUGGCUGCGGAGCAUUCCAGCUAACAGCAGCAUGCUGGCACUUGGUGACGAGCUGAGUGAGGGUGAGCAGGAGAAGGAGGUAAAAGAGAAAUCUGAAGAAGUAGCAAAGGGGGAAAAGAGUCCCAAUGACGAGAGAGUGGACAAGGAGGAGAAAUCUGCGGCUGAAGAGGGAGUGGAGAAAGAGGGAGAAGCUAAAUGUGAUGCAGUAGAGGAGGAAAAGAGUUCUGAUCCAGCUCCAGGUGAUGCAGUGGGGACCUCUUCUGACUCCAACACUCAGUUGCUAAGUGGCGAGUCUCUGCCCAGGAACUGGCAUUCUUCUGCGGCUGUAAUGAAAGUUCUUCUGAGCUCUUCACUGGGUCGAUGCCGGAGCAUGCCAGAGGUGUCUCCAGUUUAUGGUCGUAGACUGAGCACAUCAGCCAGGGGGCUCUUGGACUGUUUGGCCCAGCUCCAGCUUAUUGAGCCUGCAGUGAAACCUGGCUGUGACCAGAAAGACCACAACCAGCAGUAUGAGAACAUCAUGGCCAUCCUUCAAUCCCUCUGGCUCACUGAACCCAGGGACAUUGAUGCCAAGAGGGUCAAAGAUGUUGGCACAGAGCAGGUGUCGCCACCAAGGUCCUCAUCCGGGGUGGAUAUGAGGAGUGGCUCUGGUGGAUCUGGGAAGGAGAAUGGAAAUCAAGGUGGAGAUGAAACACCUCCAAAAGAGACAGAAUCUGUACAUGAGGAUGAGGGAGCAAAGAAGAUUGUAGAGGAGGAUGAGGAAAGAAAUGCAGAAGAUAAAGACACUGAGGCAGAACAAGAGGAGGCAUCCACAGAGCAAGCAACCAAGGAUAUAGCAGAGGAACAGAUGCAGAGUGAUGAGCAAAGUACAGUCCCUCCAAGUCUGGACAGUCCAAAAGCCACCGAGAACCCAUCAUCAUCAGACAAGAGCUCUGCCAACGACAGCUCUAAAUCCCCCACUGAUAAUGAGCAAGACACAGUGGAGGACUCCAGCUCCGGCACACCCCCGACUGUCCUGCGAGCACCCUUGUCCAAAAAACUAUCCCAAGACCCUGAUCCAGUUUGGGUCCUGCACCUUCUGAAGAAGCUGGAGAAACAGUUCAUAAACCACUACAUUAAUGCAAUGGCAGAGUUUAAGGUUCGCUGGGACCUUGACGACAGCCUCAUCCUGGACACGAUGAUCGCUGAGCUCAGGGACGAGGUGAGUCGGCGCAUCCAGAGCAGCAUCGAACGUGAGAUGAAGAAGAUUCAGAGUCGAGCUGGCAGAGGGGGGAGGUCGCCCCGGCCACCGCAAGGAGGGAACCUCUCCAGGGAGUCCACCAUGACAGAGAAGAGACGUCGAAUGUUAAAGGUCAUGAAGAACCAAUCGGUGAAAACCGCUGACUCUCUCAGUGAUGGAGAGAUGACAGGUGAUUUCAGCGACCAACGAAGUGAUGAUGAGUACUGCCCCUGUGAUGCUUGUGUCCGCAAGAAAAUGGCUGCCCGGCCUCUCAAAACCAACCCAAUGGCAGCUGAAGCACCAGUAAUCAUGGAGUUUGACCUCCUUAAGAUACUUCAGCUAAAGAAAAGCCCUUCACCAGUCAUUCCCCAACCUACAGACAUGGAAGAUGAUAGAGCCAUGGAAGACGAGGAGGGAAGAAAUUUAGAGGUAGUACGGGAGGAGGAGGAGGAGGAGGAAACCAAAGAGGAUAUUAAAGCUGAGGUUGUUUUAGAGGAGACGAUCCCAGAGGAGGAUGAAGAGAUAGGAGAAGAAGAUGGGGGUGAGGCAGGAGAAGAGGAGGAGGUAGGAGCUGAAAAGGAAGAAAAUAGUGCAGGUGAUGAGGGACAGACAGGUUGUGAGGAAGCUGGAGAAGAGGAGGCAUCAGUAAAUGGGGAAGAGGAGGGGGGAGAGGGGGAGGCAGAAUGCCAAUGCCACUGUGCCGGAAAUGAAGAGGAGAGUGACAAUGCAGAGGAGGAAGAGGAGGCUGAGGAAACUAGCGACAACACAGGUGAGGAUGAGACAGCAGAUGAUGAAGAGAGAGAAAGGGAGCAAGGGGGGGAGAACAUAGAAGGUGAAGAAGAGACAGGAGAGGAUGAGACAGGGGACAAUGAAGGCGAGACAGGAACUGGGGAAGAGGAGAGUGACAAAGAGACAGUUAAAGAGGUAACAGCAGGUGAGGGAGAGACCGCUGAAAAUGGUGACGGUGAGGAAGAUGAGGAAGCAGUGGAGAGAGAGUGUGAAGUGUCUGAUUUUAAGCCUGAGGAAGAGGAAACAACAGGCAGGGAAAGUGGAGAUGAGGAGGAGACGGGGGAUACAGACAAUGACAAUGCUGGAAAAAAUACAACAAAUGAAGAAUCAACACUGGUAGAGGAGUUUGUGGAGGGAAAUGUCAGCGCAUCAGCAGAAGCAGAGGAUGAAGAUGAUGGUGAUGAGGAGGAGUCACAUGAAGAUGGAGGAGGAGAAAGUGGAGAGCCGGGAGGGGAGUCAUCUGAGGAGGAAAGAGCCUCACCAAAGGUCCAGGGGGCGACUCCAGCUGUAUGUGUGACCGAGGGAGAGGAGGCAGAUGCAGAAGACUCCGACACCGACAACAAACACCCAAGUGACACCAGUGCAGACGAAUCAGGACGUGAGGGUGCUGGAACAACUGGAGAUGAGGAAGAAAAAGAGGGAGGAGGAGAUAGAGAUGAGGAGGUUGUGGAAGAUGCUGUGGAAGAGUUCAAGCCAGAGGAAGAGGACAAGGAGGAGGCAAACCGCAACAAAAGAGAAGAUGGUGCUCUACUACAUCAGUUCACUAGGACCUCUGUGGAGUCCCAGCCUGGCUCCUUGGAAGACAUUGACACAGAUUCACCCUUGAACCCUGUAAGCUCCAUAGAAGUGCCCAAAAUGGCUGCCAGUGUAUCCACUGGUGGUGGCACCAGCCAGAAAAGGAGUCGGUCACCAGCCAGGGUCAAACGGCGCCAGCCCAAAGAGAGUGACAGCGAACUGGAUAACUCUUAAGACUAAGACUCCCAGAAACCCUUGCUCUGUCAGUGACUACAUGGGUAGAAUUGCGUAGGUUAAAAAAACUGUAUCCAAGAACAAAGACUCAAACACUUGAAGCACUUUAUCUCUCUAGAUCCAGUGUAGGAGGAGUCACAGUGAUUUACAUAUAGAAUCUUGAAACUUGAAACCACCACCUUAUCCCAAUUUAUCAUAUGACUUAUAUUUGUAAAUUUUGGAAGUUAACUGUAUCGAUUUCUGUACUGUAUGUGCAUAAAUAAGGUAUAUUUUUGAAGAAAAAAAAUAUUUUGACACCUAUGGGUGUACAGUAUUAUGUGACCUCUUUUGUGUUCAGUGGACCACAGGUUAAUCAUUCAUUUAAUCAUAUAGCCAUUAAUAUACCAAGUACCUCAGAAAUAUGUUAGAUGUUUCAGUACUGUUUGACAGAAGCACUGUAUUGAUACUUGGUUUAUGUAUCAGUUCAUGUCUGUCUAUUUUUUGGACUUGUCUCAUUAAGUCAGUGCUGUAUUCUCAGGGGUUUGGACAGACAGGUUGUUUUGGAAAGGUCAUCUCUUACCUAGUACCUGUUAGUCUGUUUAAAAGUUCUCUGUUUAAACUUACAAAAGCUCUCUGAUAUAAUCUUAAUACCUUAAAAAAUAGACUUUUUGGGAAAAUGUUUGCUCACUUUCCUGUCAAAAUAUAGAUGUAAAGAUACCUGUACACCAAACAUAAAGCUAAAGCCAGGAGAUAGUUAGCCUAGCUAGCAUAAACACUUGUUUAAAGCGAACCUUGCUGUUCUACAAGGAUUUAUAGCAUGUGCUAUAUUUUAGCACAGUGACAUGAGUGUUUAUCAUAAGGAGGUCAUAGGGCCAGAUACAAGUUAAUUUGUGACCGUAGACAGGCUAACUGUUCCCACUUGUGUCAACGCUGUCUUCAAUCGUUAGCUUGUGGUUACGACAUGAGAAGUCUUGGACCCAGUAUGCUUGACGCUGACGUGGAGAACACCGAUGCUAAGCAACAACAUCACGAACACUAAGUUAUUCUCUGAGGCUAUCAGUUUAGCAAGCUAGCAGGCAGGUAACGCAAUGCAGGAAAUGUACGAGUAGAAUUCGAAUAUUAACUUACCAUCCAUCGGAAAAUGAACUUCAAUGUCCUCCAUUAUUUCUGACAACGCAGUGAACAGGGAGCUGUCAGAAAAUAACGAGGUCAAAGGUCGUGAAUACCUCAAGAGGGGGACGUUCAUAUGGACUCUUCUUGUGCACACAGUAAACACAACCCCGUUUGAAGGCAGCAGUAGGCUCUAAGCAAAGCUAAUUAACCCCUGGCUCUAGCUUCAAAUUUAGUGUACAGAAAUGAAAAUAGUAUCAUUCUUACUAUCUAACUUUCAGCAAGAAAGUGAAGUAGCACAUUUUUCUAAAUGCUGAACUAUUUAUGUAAGUUACUUUUGAAUUACUUAAAAUAAUUUACUCCAAAUCACAGCCUGUAUUUUAGUAGAUGUAUCAUAUUAUCUUGAAUUUUUGACAUUCAAAAUGUGUUUUCCCUUUAAACAUGUGCAUGUGUGAACCCUCUCCAGCAACUGUACAUCAGUAUAUUUAUAUAGUCAAAUUACUGUGAUCAUUUAUUGUACAUCUAUUUCUUUUCCCAGGAGUGUAGUUAAACAGCUUGAACAAUAGAGCACAAUAUCUUUGUGUUUCUGACUCUCAAAAAUAUCCACAGUAAAUGCUGGGAGGCAACAGACUUUCUGAAUUUCUGUUUGAUGUAAACCUUUCUCUGCUGCUUCUCGUAGGUGUGUGUUACAUGCUGUAGAUUCAGGUGGGGUUUGUAUAACCAGCCAUGUGGAACAACAGCGUGAAGUGUGUUACUGAUGCCUUACUGUAUCCAUGGUUAUAUGAAGGUAGAUUGACAGAAACAUAAGGGGAGAUCACGGUUAAGUGGCUAUCUUUUGUUUCUUGACAUCUCCUCUCUCUGAUAGCGGCUCUCGAGGAGAAUCAGAGAGCCUGUAAAAGACACUGGAUUGGAUCAAAGCUGCUCUUUAAAAUGCUGGAAAAUAUACUUUUAAAGACCCCUAAGAAUAUUUUCUCUUAUUUAACCCAAAACCAAGCUGAGUGACUUACUCCCAUACUGUCCUUUAGGAGCAGAGAUAUUCUGCACAUGGCCACCAUGUGUUCAGCAAAACAUGUUUAUCUCCUGUUGUUUAGUUUGACAAAAGCCUCCAAUCUGGGGUCCCAAGAGGGUGUGUGUGUGUGUGCCUAUGCUGCUAUUGGCCUGUUUGGCUGUCCAUCUACUGUAUCUGUGACAUCACCAAGUGAACAUCAUGUACCUAGAGCAAAUGAAUGUAAUAAAGGUGAUAUAAAUAAAAUCAAUAAACAAGUUGGUUACUGUUUCUAGCUUUGUAGCUACUACAACAAACAGACAAACAGCUUCCAGUCUUUAUGCUAAGCUACACUAAUCAUGUGCCUUUUUUAGCUUCAUCAUAAACCCACAGACAUGAUAGUGUUAUCAAUCCUCUAACCAUUCAACCAUUUUCACUGAACACAUUGUAGAAAACCUUGACAGAGGAUUAUCCAGAACAUUAACAAUAUUCUGAAUCUGCUUUUGAGUUUUUUAAAUCUAAUAUUUCAAGGCUGUGAGCAACACAAAUGAAAUGUAUUUCUUGUGUUGGCAGCAACAGAAAUCUCAGGGACAAAUAUUUAUACUUCAGCAAAUAAAACCUCAACUAUCCACAUGUGUAGAUACCACUAUAGAAUACUGUCAAUGAGAAUCCAAGUGAACCAAUCCUCUAAACAAUUAUCCAGGCUCCCCUCUCUUCACUGAAGGAUGCUGCAUUGAAUUAUUCUGCAAUGUGAACAGACAACCACAUCUUUUUCUUAUUUGGAGCACUUGAUAAGUAAAUUUCAGAGUAGUAUACAGCACUGACUAUCAAAUGGUUCCCACUGUGCAGUAGCAGUCCCUCUGUUGGUCUCUAGGUGGCAAACACUACCUUUUCUUUAAUUACUUCAGCUGUGUUCAUAUAAAUGCUGAAUUAUGUGCUAAUGCUUUCUGAUCUAGAUCUGAUGUGCACUUUAUCUUCCUGGGCUGCCUUUGCUCUGUGCUUCCCUAUCGGGUUUGGCCCUGCUCCAAAGGUGUUUCCAAAGCUGCUCAGCUGCUCUCAAGAUACACUCACACGUCACACUAAUCCAGUACCUGUGAGUGUGUAUGUGUGUGUGUUGAGUCACAGAGGGAUUGAGGUUGACUUACAUCACAUGGACCAAUAUGAUAGAGCCUAUACAUCCAGAAAACUGU
Messenger RNA from Lates calcarifer (barramundi perch), 14938 nucleotides. RefSeq names its product rp1 like 1a (gene rp1l1a). Gene Ontology annotation, cellular component: axoneme. Gene Ontology annotation, biological process: photoreceptor cell development; axoneme assembly; retina development in camera-type eye. The record is from RefSeq and is a predicted model, not a curated record. Lineage: Eukaryota; Metazoa; Chordata; Actinopteri; Centropomidae.